Molecule: messenger RNA, 884 nt
Organism: Vespa crabro (European hornet)
Lineage: Eukaryota; Metazoa; Arthropoda; Insecta; Hymenoptera; Vespidae
Exons: 2
Coding region: 487-867 (126 amino acids)
Source: RefSeq, a predicted model, not a curated record
CAAUCGAUGGUUAUUUGGAUUGAUAGGCUUAUGGGAAGAUAAGAUAUCGUCGAAGAAAUUGAUUUACGUUUGUUUCCUCAAUUUUAUAAUAAUCAUUGCGGUGUUCGAACAGGUAAGCGUCAUUUAUUUUAUUUCUGGUUAAGUAUUUAAUUAUUUCCUCGAAUGAAAUAAAAUUUAUAUUGGCAGAAUAAUAUCCAAAUGUGUUAUGCUGUUUGUUGAAUAGAAAUAAUAUCAAAGAUUUUUUUUACUUUAGAUUUAUGUGAUUUUCUCGUUAAAAGGAGAAUUAAAUUCAAUUGCUAAAUUAUUGGAGACUACCUUGAUUACAUUGUCUUUCGGAUCAUGCUACUACAAUCUAUUAUCUAAUAAUAUUAUUGUUCGUACUUCAUUAAAAGCUGCAGUUCUUUUUUUAUUUAUCCAAUUAUGAAAGACACGCGCUCCUUUUCGUUUUAAGGAUCAAUUUAACAUCUGCACGUGUACAAAUUUCAGAUGAAGAAAAUUCUUCGUCGUAUAGAUUGCGAUUGGAAGAAACUUGCGAACAAGCGGGAAUUAUUUAUACUGAAAGAGUAUGCUAAUAUAAGCAGAAUGUGUACCAUUGGAAACAUAAUCUCCUUUUAUUUGUAUAUUGGAUUUUUGAUAUUUCCAUCAUUACAACGUUUCAUUCAGCACAUCUUUGGUGUAGUAAGCUACAAUGAAUUAAUUUUACCCGUUCGUUUUGAUCAUUUUAUGAAAAAUCGUGCAGGUUACUAUCUUGGUCUUUGCAUUCAGUACGCAGUAAUAAUCAUUCUAUGCACGGUAGCGAUUGCGAAUUAUACGAUGUUUAUUGUAGUAAUACUGCAUGCUUGCGCACUAUUUAAUGUCGUUGUGUAAGUAAACAAUAAAAAUGA